Messenger RNA from Galeopterus variegatus (Sunda flying lemur), 3466 nucleotides. RefSeq names its product PHD finger protein 19 (gene PHF19). The record is from RefSeq and is a predicted model, not a curated record. Gene Ontology annotation, molecular function: DNA binding; chromatin binding. Lineage: Eukaryota; Metazoa; Chordata; Mammalia; Dermoptera; Cynocephalidae. Gene Ontology annotation, biological process: regulation of DNA-templated transcription; chromatin organization. Bases 24 to 1139 code for a protein of 371 amino acids. The transcript is spliced from 9 exons. Gene Ontology annotation, cellular component: nucleus.
GUCUCUUCAGGUGGUACCUGCGGAUGCUGCAAUGCUACCGGUGCAGGCAGUGGUUCCAUGAGGCCUGCACCCAGUGCCUCAAUGAGCCCAUGAUGUUCGGAGACCGGUUCUACCUGUUCUUCUGCUCCGUGUGUAACCAGGGCCCAGAGUACAUCGAGAGGCUGCCCCUGCGAUGGGUGGAUGUGGUUCACCUGGCCCUCUACAACCUGGGAGUGCAGAGCAAGAAGAAGUACUUUGACUUUGAGGAGAUUCUGGCCUUUGUCAACCACCACUGGGAGCUCCUGCAGCUUGGCAAGCUCACCAGCACCCCUGUGACGGAUCGAGGACCACAUCUCCUCAACGCCCUGAACAGUUACAAAAGCCGGUUCCUCUGCGGCAAGGAGAUCAAGAAGAAGAAGUGCAUCUUCCGCCUGCGCAUCCGUGUCCCGCCCAACCCGCCAGGGAAGCUGCUGCCUGACAAAGGCCUGGUGCUGAGUGAGAACGGCACCUCCUCUGAGCUGCGUAAGAGAGGAAAGAGCAAGCCUGGUUUGUUGCCUCACGAAUUCCAGCAGCAGAAAAGGCGAGUUUAUAGAAGAAAAAGAUCAAAGUUUUUGCUGGAAGAUGCUAUUCCCAGUAGUGACUUCACCUCGGCCUGGAGCACCAACCACCACCUCGCCAGCAUAUUUGACUUCACUUUGGAUGAAAUUCAGAGUUUAAAAAGCGCCAGCUCCGGCCAGACAUUCUUCUCAGAUGUGGACUCCACCGACGCCGCCAGCACCUCUGGCUCUGCCUCCACCAGCCUCUCCUAUGACUCCAGACGGACAGUGGGCAGCCGCAAGAGGAAGCUGGCAGCCAAAGCCUACAUGCCACUGCGGGCAAAGCGGCGGGCGGCCGAGCCAGGCGGACGCUGCCCCUCGGACAGCAGUGCAGAGGGGGCUUCAGGCCCUGAGCGGCCAGACGAAGGCAUUGACAGCCACACAUUUGAGAGCAUCAGUGAAGAUGACUCAUCUUUGUCCCACCUCAAGUCAUCUAUCACUAACUACUUUGGUGCGGCUGGGCGGUUGGCCUGUGGGGAAAAGUACCAGGUGCUGGCUCGGAGGAUCACACCUGAGGGCAAGGUUCAGUACCUGGUGGAGUGGGAAGGGACCACCCCUUACUGACUAGCCCUCAGAGGAUGCCAGGAGCCCUGGAAACCAAAGGAGGGACAGCGGAAGCCAUAGGUUCCCCAGUUUUCUCCAGACUGGGGUGGGGGAGGGAAGCAGGGCAGAGCUAAGUGCCUGGCUAAAAGCCCUGCCUGCCAUCCAGGCCAAGGACGAGGCCAAGGCCUGUGCCUCUCUGCUGUGCCACUUUUGCUCUGGGGCUUCCUCAGGCUCUUCACCCCUUUGCCUGUGUCUCUAAGGUCCCUCUGGCUAUUUUUCAGUUUGUACACACUCCACAGCCCCUCAAUCUCUGUUUAGCUGUUCUGAAUUUGUGUCCCCUCUGGUCCUGAUCGUUUCUCCUGAGGCCCAAAUCUUUGUGUCUUUGUCCCCAAUUCUGUGUCCCUUUACCUCUUUCACCCCUUUUGGGUGUGUCUGUGUUUACACAUCCUACAUGUGCACAUCUGUCCCUCCACUGGAUACCCUUUGUGCCUGACCAUGGCACAGCCAGUCCCCCCAGGGACUACAUUAUGAGAACGGGAACCUUCAAGAGAGAAUGGGUGAAGGUGGAAAGAGGACACCUUUCAGAGCUUUUCUCUCGCACUUUCCUGUCACUUUCCUCUGCUACGGUGGAGGUGGGAGAAGGCCUCUGUGAAAGCCUGUGUGGCAGAGACCCUGGGACUCUCGGGAUCUGAAGAGUGAAGAGUGGGGUCUCUGCCUCAGAAGGCACCAGUAUCAGGGCCCAGUUACAAAGGCUGAGUGAAGGCUGUGGGUAUGGGUGUGAGCUUUGGAGGUUCCAGUUUUCCUUUCCUUGGCCACACCCCCUCUUGGUUGCCAUGGAGCUGAGUCUGGCCUUGCUGGAAUGGAAGCAUCCUUGAAAACCUGGGGGACUGGGAGGGAGGGAGUGGUGGGAAGGGAAGCUGUGUCAUGCUAACCCUGACUGUUUCCUGUGCCUCCCACCCCCAGACCCACCACACACAGCCAAACAGUACACAGCCACUGACACAUAAGCUCCCACCCAUGUGUGUGCUUUCAUCUUCCAGGCACACACACAUCUCCACACAACCACACCACCAUCCAUCCACACACACACAGUCACACAUGCAGAGCCACAAGUUCCCUCUGAGGCCAGCCUGGCUCCUGCCUUUGGCUUUCCCUUGGCCCUCUUCCAGGGGCCAUGCAACUAAAUGUGAAAGCCCAGCUCCUGGCUCCUUCUUUCAGACCAUGAACGAGCUGUGGCCCCAUAGUGAGGCACAAGGAACUCAUACCCUCUUCCAUGUCCUCUGCCCUGUCCUGCCCUGAAGUGACAAACCACUUUUUGGGAUAGGUUGGGGUUUUCCCCUUUCCUCACAAGGAAGCCUUUGUCAGUGAGGGUAUAAACAAUUCUUAGAACCGACAUUCAAACUCAGCCCCCCUUAUGGAGGGAAACCAAAAUUGGGAGGGAGGGAGCCCCUCAUUUUUGCUGCUUCCAGAGAUAUUAGAAACUGACUCACUUGAUUGGAAAAUGGAAAGAAGUGCCUUGACUGGAAGGCAGGGGCACCAGAUGGGGACCAGCCUUGCCAACUGCUGCUGUUGCCUCCAGCUUGGCUGGGUUUUGCAGGCCGCCAGCUGGAAGGCGAAGGUGGGCAGAACAAUGACAGGCAGCAGCAGGGGCAGCAGGCCUGAGGAGCUGGUUUUUCCAUUACAGUGCCUGACUCCCUUCCCUACCUGUGAGCAUUCAGGGGGUCCCUGAGAGUUUAGAUGCCCCCCGCCUUAAACCUCACCUCCUACAGUGCCUUUCAAAGGGACCUUACCUCCUGUGCAUGGCUCACCCACGUCCCUAUGCUUUCCUGGCAGGGCCCAGGCAGGGAUGAGCUGGCAUUGGGCCCAAUUCUCCCCGUUCUCAGCACCAUAGCUGCUGCCACUAAGGCCCAGACUGGGGCCAGGUAGAAGGGGAGCUGAGAGGCCAGCCCCCAGCCCAGCAGGGUGUGGGAUCUGGGAUCCAAUCUGUGGCUUCCUGCCUGGCUUUAGAGAGCACAGCAACCUCCCAGGAGUGCUUUCCAGGCCUGAGAAAGCCCCAGAUGAGCAAGACCCAUUACAGUACAUCGCACAUUCCCUACUUGGGGCUCCAGAGAGGCUCUGGGUGAAAGGAGGGGGAAGGGGGUGUCUUCCCCACUUGGGAAGUCAGCACAAGGCCUAACAAGGUCACCCUGACUCCCCAUCCCAGCAUUUCAUUCGUACCAGAUAAUAGCUGCAUUACUGCCAACUGACCUUGUAACCCUGUGCACCUUCUAAAAGAUUCAUGGUUUUGAAUUGCUGCUUUUAAUAACAUUUGUUAUAUUAAAGUUAUAAUUAAUGUGUCGGAUUUAUAA